Molecule: messenger RNA, 2614 nt
Organism: Panthera uncia (snow leopard)
Lineage: Eukaryota; Metazoa; Chordata; Mammalia; Carnivora; Felidae
Gene: RUFY1
Product: RUN and FYVE domain containing 1
Exons: 13
Coding region: 37-1566 (509 amino acids)
Biological process (GO): regulation of endocytosis; protein transport
Cellular component (GO): cytoplasm
Molecular function (GO): metal ion binding
Source: RefSeq, a predicted model, not a curated record
GUCCUCCGCCCGUCGCGGCCACGUGAUUCAGCUAAGAUGGCCGACGGGGAAAGUGGCUGCCCGGUGGGGCGGGAACCGGAGCAGGCGCCGGGACCGGAGCCGGGAGAGGAGUUCGAGAUUGUGGACCGAAGCCAGCUGCCUAGCCCUAGCGAGCUGCGGAGCGCGGCCAAGCCGCGGGUGGGGCCGGAGGGCUGGUCGGCGCCCAUCCUGACCCUGGCGCGGAAGGCCACUGGCAACCUGUCGGCAAGCUGCGGGAGCGCGCUGCGCGCGGCCGCGGGACUGGGAGGCGCGGACGGAGGCGCGGACGGCGCGGCGCGCGCAGCUUCCAAGUGCCAGAUGAUGGAGGAGCGUGCCAACUUGAUGCACAUGAUGAAACUCAGCGUCAAAGUCUUGCUCCAGUCUGCCCUGAGCCUGGGCCGCAGCCUGGAUGCGGACCAUGCCCCCUUGCAGCAAUUCUUUGUAGUGAUGGAGCACUGCCUCAAACACGGGCUGAAAGUCAAGAAGAGUUUUAUUGGCCAAAAUAAAUCUUUCUUUGGUCCUUUGGAGCUGGUGGAGAAACUUUGUCCAGAAGCAUCAGAUAUAGCCACCAGUGUCAGAAAUCUGCCAGAAUUAAAGACAGCUGUGGGAAGAGGCAGAGCAUGGCUUUAUCUUGCACUCAUGCAAAAGAAACUGGCAGAUUAUCUGAAAGUGCUUAUAGACAAUAAACAUCUCUUAAGUGAGUUCUAUGAGCCUGAGGCAUUGAUGAUGGAAGAGGAAGGGAUGGUGAUUGUGGGUCUGCUGGUGGGACUCAAUGUUCUCGAUGCCAAUCUCUGCUUAAAAGGAGAAGACUUGGAUUCUCAGGUUGGAGUGAUCGAUUUUUCCCUCUACCUUAAGGAUGUGCAGGGUCUUGAUGGCGGCAAAGAGCACGAAAGAAUUACUGAUGUCCUUGAUCAAAAAAAUUACGUGGAAGAACUUAAUCGGCACUUAAGCUGCACAGUUGGGGAUCUUCAAAACAAGAUAGAUGGCUUGGAAAAGACGAAUUCAAAACUUCAAGAAGAGCUUUCAGCUGCAACAGACCGGAUUUGUUCACUUCAAGAAGAGCAGCAACAAUUAAGAGAACAAAAUGAGUUAAUUCGCGAAAGAAGUGAAAAGAGCGUGGAGAUAACAAAACAAGAUACAAAAGUUGAGCUGGACACUUACAAGCAAACUCGGCAAGGUCUGGAUGAAAUGUAUAGUGAUGUGUGGAAGCAGCUAAAAGAGGAGAAGAAAGUCCGUUUGGAACUAGAAAAAGAACUGGAGCUGCAGAUUGGAAUGAAGACGGAGAUGGAGAUCGCAAUGAAGCUGCUCGAAAAGGACACCCACGAGAAGCAGGACACCCUAGUCGCCCUCCGCCAGCAGCUGGAGGAAGUCAAAGCCAUCAAUUUACAGAUGUUUCACAAAGUUCAGAAUGCAGAGAGCUGUUUACAGCAGAAGAAUGAAGCCAUCACAUCUUUUGAAGAAAAAACCAACCAGGUUAUGUCCAGCAUGAAACAGAUGGAAGAAAGAAUAUAUAAAGAACUCUCAAAACUCAACAGACAACCCAGUUGAAAAAUGGACAAAAGACUUGAAUGGACACUUCGCCAAAGAGGACAUAGGGAUGGCAAAUAAGCACACAAAAAGAUGUUCAGUGUCAGUAGCCAUCAAGGAGGUACAUGUUUUGUUAUGUUUUGUUGUAAAUAUUCAUUUUUGAAAGAGUGCAAGCAGGGGAGGGGCAGAGAGAGGGGGACAGAGGUGGGCUUUUGUGCUAACAGCAGUGAGCCCUAUGUGGGUUCGAACUCACAAACCACAAGAUGAGGACCUGAGCCAAGGCAGACACUCAACCGACUGAGCCACCCAGGCACCCCCAGGGAAGUACAUGUUAAAAUCACCGUGAGAUGCUACUACACACCUGUUAGAACAGCUAAAUAUCUUUUUAAUGACAAUACCGAGUAUUGACGGGGCUACAGAGCAACUAGAACUCUCCUACAUGACCGGUGGGGAUGCCAAAUGGUACAGCCACGUUGGGAAACAGUGUCUUAAAAUAAAGCUAACCUUACUCUUCCAUCUGACCCAACAAUCCCACUCCUGGGUAUCAGCCCAAGAGAAAUGGAAACUAAUGUCUGCACAAAAGCCCAUACACAAAUGUUUGUAGCAGGUCUAUUCAUUAUUGUCAAAACUAGAAGCGAGUUAGAGGUUUUUCAUCGAGUGAAGUAAGAACAAACUGGUACCCUGUACAGUGAAAUAGUACUCAGGCAGAGGAAGGAAUGAGCCACUGAUCCACAAACUUGAUUUCAGCAAUACUAAGCUGAGAGAAAGAAGCCAGGCUUAAAACGUUAUUUAUAGAAAGUAUGAUUCCACUUAUAGGACACUCUGGAAAAGAAAAAGUCAUGGUAUCAGAGCCCAUCAGGGGUCAGGGGUGGGAAGGGAGCCUUCAGGGGUGACAGAACUGCUCUGUCUCUUGAUCACCAUGGUGGUUCCAUGGGUCUAUCCGUGUGCUAAAAACUCUGGGAACUGGGCACACACAUGAGUCAAUCUUACUGUGUGCAUAUUUACAAUGCAAGCCACGAGAACAGGAAAACACGAUACCUUCGGUGGCGAGGGUGGCUCCUUUCCUUAU